CUAGAAUGUCAAUUUCUGUCAAUUGUGACGAAUAGACAGUUGUCUAGUAGUGCGCACGAACCUCUCGUUUUUUUCUCGCCAAACGAUCUACUGACAUAACUCUUAUUUGCAAGUCAAACAAGCGACAUCUUUUACUUUUUCUUUGUCGAAAUUUGUACUUUUGAGCUGGGACGACGAGACCACACUUCUUUCUUUGUCCGUUAGAUUUUUCGUUCUUGUUACCUCGACCCCGGACCCCCAACGAGGCACGAAAGCGACCAGAACACGCGUGGAAGUAAAUUCAGCUCGUCCUGACGACCACCCGCGGUUGCUGGCAGAGGUUGUGUCAAAGCCAUCUGGUCAUCUGUCAACUUCGAUUUCAACAUCUAAGCAGAAGGUCAAACAUAACAAGAAAGUCGUACAGGAAUCCGCUACAGGUACGAAACAGGCGAAAGAUAAGGAGCAGCAAAAACUUGUUUCAUCACAAAACGAGGACCUCCACCAUGAGCGCUGCUUCUGCGAGUGCAGCAAAGAAGGACCAGGAGCUCCUCGCCUCGGAAGCUGGAGGUGGGAACAAGAACACGACGUCAAAAGCGCAAAGCAAGCAACUUGCAGCUUUUGUUCCGCGUGGUGCAGGGGGAAAAAAUGCUGGCAAGUCCAAGGGAGCUGCCUCGUCCAUCGCGGCUUCUCUGGUUGCGAAAGCUGUCAAAAAGCAGCCCUCGUCGAAGAAGAAUAGCCGAGAUGCCAGUGCCUCGAAGAUGAAGAUGAAGAAGAUGAGUGGCGCUGCUGCUGUACCUGGUGCAGCAGCUGUCAGUAUGGUGGACCACGAAACGUUGCACGUCGACAGCACCUCCCAAGACGCUGGCGUUUUGUUGAGGAGCGGUUCUUUGUAUCGCGGAGGACCACGACCACCACAAAUGAAGAAUUCUUCGAGGGCUAGCACAGCAGGCGGAACAAUUGCAAAUGUUUCCGCACCAGGGGCAGGGUCUGCCCUGAGUUCUUGUCUGCCAAAAAAGAACUACGUGGGUCCCGGUCGGGAAAUAAAGGCUCAAGCUAGUGCAGCAGCGUCUUCUUCUAGAAACAAGCGGCGCAGUUCGCUGAAUAAAGAAACAAGUGCUCCUUUUGGGAGUGCUUUCAGCCUGCUGCCCGGGGCGAAGAAAGGGAAGAACGAGCAACAAGUGGGGAUCCUGAAUGGCAAAAAUAAAAGCGCGUCGCUACCACUAGGCUGCAAGCAAAGUAUUCGCGGGACAGCUGCACGAGAUUCAUUUUGCGAUUGGAACAGUAGAGGGAAGGACGUGAAAAAGGCCACCAGGGGCGAAGAUCGAAAUCAAGCAGGUCAAAAAAAAGCGUCGUCCACCACGAGCAUCAAAACUACUUCGGAGCAGGAUCUUCGUACGAAGCAGGAGAAGGAACAAGAUUGUUCCCCGUCGCUUUUGCAACAAAUCAUCCACGAGGAAGAGGACGAGGACGAAAUUUUCAACAAUCUGAAGAAAAAGAAGGUGAAAAAGUCGACGUCUGCUCUUGACAUUGGAACCUCGUCCCCUUCGGCCUUGUCUACUUCUUGGGCGGAAAGUCAAAGUAAAACGGAUAACAAAAAGGCAACCACAGGUGACACGCUGUUGACUUCGAUGGCUAUUAAAAUAAAGGGAUCACGACCGAAACCGAAUCCGAAGUCCACCAGUCUGGGGGAAAGUACAACGAGCAGGCUGAAGUUGAAGUCCGAAAGAACUAGUGGUACACGACGAGGAGGACCCGAAAACGAACUGAAUCGCCUUUCCACAGCGGAACAAGUGGACGAGGACCAAGCUCUCAUGGAGGAUUUUGCGGGUGCUUUUUUUCCGCCGGAUAAAAGUUGCAGCUCUGCUGCUGCUCCUUCUUCGUCGGGUCGUAGCUCGUUUUUAGCAAAGAAUACCACGACGUCCACCAGCAGCACUUCGAAAGGUGAACCGGCUUUAUUGAAGGGCGCGACCGAUAAAACAAACACGACGGAUGUAGUUCACCUUGUUAGUCGUCCUGCUAGCAACAAAACUAAACUGCCGAUCAUGUCGACAAUUUCCUGCUCGAGCUCAUCGCACCUGUUGACUGGCGCCAACAAGGAUUCUGCUAGGGUGGGGCCACGUGGUGCUCUUGCUGGCAGCAAGUGUUCUGCUGGUGCUUCGGCUCUCGACGUCCCGGGUGGAUCUGAAGAUUCGAUUUUCUCGCGACUCCCGGGCUUUGCAGCCACUUUCGGUUUUGAAGCGCGCAAGACGAACAGUCUCAAUGUGAAAUCCAUUUUGACAACGUCACACAACAAAGUUGGCUCGGCCGACGGCGCGGGUGGAACUACGCAGAAGCUGCAGCCGCCUUUGACUAAGAAGAAAGUCAGCUUCAAUAUCACCCCCAAGCAUGGCGACCAGAUUGAUGACGAUGAUGAUGAUGACGAUGUCGAUGAUGAUGUUGGUCAUAACACACUGGCGGAGAUGAAGAGCAGCAAAAAGAGCCAGAUUCUCACUCUGUUGGCGAAGAAACGCGAAGAGAAGAAUAUGCCAACCAAGGGCAUUAGCUUCUCUACUUCUACGACCGCCAGUGGCGCUUGCUCGAGCAACUGGAAAAAUGCCUCUAAUAAUAAAAGAUCAGAUCACGACCGCCAGAGCAAGCUCGUGUUUGGUCCAGCUGGAGAAUUCUCGGAGCCUGUUGGAACAACCAGCCAAGACAAGGAGACACCGCUGCCACCAUUCGUCCCUCUGCCAACAUCUUUUGUUUCGAAGCAAAUACUACACAAGAACCAUAAAUCGCUUGCUCUUGUGCUGACCAAGAACAGCAAAGCUGCAAAAGCCACGACGUCGUCGUUACUCACGUCCACCUCGAAAACUGCUGCCAGCACUGCUUCUAGCAAAGCUCAGCAAGAACUGCGUAGACAGCGAAGAACUGUACCCCCGCACAGAAAUUCCAAUUUGUAGCAGGAAGGAUCAAUUACAAUUAUUCAAUGGACGAUGGUGAUGAUACGAAAACACCAUCGGGUCCGCACUCAAUGGAAUUUAGAAGCUGCACUAAAUUAGGCGGAGCGAAUUCUAAUUUUUGUUUUUCAUCGGUUUGAUGUGUAUCGGUCCUCGAACAUGAAGAUUCGGGACUGAAGCUAGGUUGCAAGUUGCGCAUGAUCGGAGCAGGGUUCUAAAGAAAAUAAAUAGGAGUCAGCAACAUUGACAUCGUGACAACUGGGGGGCGGGGGUAUGAUUGCAUUGCAUAUUGCACUUGCUACGCACCGGAUUGUCUAGCUCGAGCGACGAAGAGGAUGACUACGACAUGGGGAACCCGAUUAUGACAUGGAAAAGUGGUAACCACGUCAACGGAAAAAUUUGUGAUGCAGCAGUGCAUGAGACUGAAUUAGAAUUAGGCACGCGUUUGUAUUGAGUGCAAUACAUACUUGUAUCAUGCGCGAUGGCACUCAAUUCCGCAAAAUCCAAAGAAAUCGUUAACGUUAACACUUUUUUGUUUGAUGCCGACAAUCAUUCGUUGUGCGGAGUGCAAAAUGUUCGAGGCUUUAUGACGGUGCACAACUCCCUCUCAUUCUCGUUGUCCCACCGCUCAUCCCUUGAUCAGAGGCAUGAGUAAAAACAGCCAUACUUGCACACGAACGCGCAAAUGUAGUGUCUGCAUGACAAAUCCAUGCGCGGAGCCUAGUACUGGAAUCUGCUUUAGAGAAUUGGAGUUUGCGAGCAAACCAUCGUGCCGAAACUGGCAAACGCCAGUGGUGAAGAUGACAUCAAAUGAGGGGACUUCUAGAAGAGCAGGGGGUUCUUGUCUGCACCGUUAUAGGCCCUGCAGCAGAUGGCAAAGCAGAAACGGGCAAGGGCAAAAUUGCGGAAGAGCAGAAGUGCCACGACAGCAGCCGGCUCAACUACGGCGAAACAUCAACUGCUAGAACCGCACGGAGGAAAGCAAGCCAGUCUCCUUGGAGGGAAAAGCAGUGCAGGUGGAGUUCCUCCUCGUAGUUCUUCUGCCGUUGGAACUACAAGCAAGGCCAAGGUUUCUCUACUUCUCGGUAUUAACAAAAAGGAGCUAGCACCUCCUGGACCACCGCUUGGGGUUGCAGCAAGUUCCUCGAAUAAAACAAGUAAAUCGACAGCGGUGGCGGCGUCCUCAUCAUCCUCGUCCGCCAGCAAGCUCGCGACCUCUUCGGUUUUGUUCUCUUCGAGCAAAGUACACGGGGAGAAGAUGAAAACGAGUGUCGCUGCGGCCAUGAAGAUGUACGAAGAUGAUUUUUCUUCCUCCUCCGAGUUCGAUUCCGACGAGGAGGAUUUCCACCAUGAUCCUGCGCUUGCGGACGGACUACACUUACGAAGAACGACGCAACAUUUGUAUGGAGCUGCUGGUGCACGUGCAGGAGGUGCUGCAGUUACGGCAGGCGACUAUUCUUCCUCGGACGAAUCAUUUUCAUCUCCGCACUGCAUCUUUUGCCGCUCGCCUAUGGCGUUCUCAACUGUUACAUUCUCAUGUGUUACAUGAACUUGUGACGCAAGAAUCGGAAAAGUGCAAAGGGGAAGGCUGCACCUGUAGCAUUACAAAUUCCGCACAGAUUUAGGCGCGGUUUAGGCCUUCACAAAUUUGUCAUGCGGAGCAGCUUGAUCGUGAGGAUGAUGAUGCGGCUUUUGCAUGACAAAUUCAUGUAAGAACAGUUCAGAAUGUAACAAUUGAGAAUCCCAUAUCGCCGAACACAACGCGACAAGACACGGUGCUCGACUUCGGAGAGCUCAGCUUGAGCGAUUAUGAACUGCAAAAGUAUCGCACUCGUAUAAAUGCAUUACAAAUUGCCUCAGCAUGAGAAAUAAAAUUUGUAAUGCUGAUUUGCCUUCAGAGGAAAAUUUGUGAUGCAAGACUUGCAUUUAUAAGAGUACGAUGCUUUUGCACAGGAUAGCGAUAUGCAUUCGACAAAUUGA
Amoebophrya sp. A120 is the source of this 4895-nucleotide messenger RNA. The record is from the annotation of a GenBank genome assembly. NCBI's taxonomy places the organism in Eukaryota, Dinophyceae, Syndiniales, Amoebophryaceae.